This is a messenger RNA of Penicillium diatomitis, 651 nucleotides long. RefSeq names its product pre-mRNA-splicing factor SPF27 family protein. Gene Ontology annotation, biological process: mRNA processing. Gene Ontology annotation, cellular component: catalytic step 2 spliceosome; precatalytic spliceosome; Prp19 complex. NCBI's taxonomy places the organism in Eukaryota, Fungi, Ascomycota, Eurotiomycetes, Eurotiales, Aspergillaceae. The transcript has 2 exons. Bases 1 to 651 code for a protein of 216 amino acids. The record is from RefSeq and is a predicted model, not a curated record.
AUGUCUUUAAUCACCGAAGUUCACGACUCUCUUCCUUACAUCGACGCCGAGCCUUCAGCCAGCGCGCGACAAAAGGCCGCCCAGCUCAUCAAUGCUGAACUGGCCCCCGAACAUUCCUCUACUUUACAUCCGUCAAUUCCUGCCAGUCCGCAGCAAAAAUUCUCCCCUCUCUUCCAACAAGAAAUCGAUCGCAAAGCCACGGGCGCGCCAUUGACCGGCGGCAUUGACCUGACCCGAUACGAAGCCCCGGAGCCUCCAACCCGAAACUCCGACACCGAGCCCCCCAAUUUGACCGAAUGGAGGGAAACACUACGCAAGGCUUACACUUCCAGUUCGCAUCUCACCAAGCGGCAUGAGAACCUUUCACUCCUAGAGGCCCAUGGCAAAAACGCGUGGCUCAUUGGCAACUCGCAGUUGGAGGAGAUUCUACGGGUGAUGGAGAAGGAGCUGGCAGACACCAAGGGUGCGGCGGAAGAGGUCAACAGGCAGCGGAAGAUCGCACAGGAUGCCAGUGUUGGCGAGUUGACCAGUCUUGAAGAGACGUGGAAGCGCGGUGUCGGGGCGGUCUUGGAUGUGGAAUUGGCCUCGGAGGCCCUGCGCAUGCAGAUUCUGGACCAAAGGAGAUCAGCGGCGCAACAGCACGAGCGUUAG